GUGUCGAAGCGUCGCGGCUCUUCCUCCCGUUCGACAAGCGCCAAGGGUAGGGUUUCACCUCGUCGCCUCCAAUCCCCGCCGCCGCCGCCGCCGCCGCCUUCCACCUCCCGCCUCCGCUCCGAUUCCGCCUCCCUUCCCGCCGCACACCCGCCUCGCCCGCGUCAUCUGCCGCCCACCGUUGCCGCCAGCCACGUCUGCCGAGCUCCUUCGCCAGCAGGUCGACACCACCGGAUCCGUCCACCCCGUGUCGCCGCCGAACUGCGGUCCCCCGUCUCGCCGCCGUCCAGCCCGUCCACGGCCUCGAGCUCGCCUCCGCUCAGUUUAGCUGGACUUACGAGCUCGGGAAAAUUAUGUUUAAGAAUACAUUCCAGUCUGGGUUUCUAUCGAUUCUCUACAGCCUUGGGACCAAGCCGUUGCAGAUAUGGGACAAGGAAGUUGUUGAUGGGCACAUUAAAAGACCCCAGGAUGAAGAUAUUAAGUCUAACGUUCUUGAAAUUGUUGGAACAAAUGUGCAAUCAACGUAUAUCACUUGCCCAGCUGACCCUGCUGCCACUCUUGGAAUUAAGCUUCCAUUUCUUGCCCUCGUUGUGAAGAAUCUUAAAAAAUACUUCACAUUUGAGGUCCAAGUUUUGGAUGACAAGAAUGUUCGCCGACGAUUCCGAGCAUCAAAUUUUCAAUCUGUCACAAGGGUAAAGCCAUACAUAUGCACGAUGCCUUUGAAGCUUGACGAUGGCUGGAACAACAUCCAGUUGAAUCUCUUGGACCUGACAAAAAGAGCCUAUGGCACAAACUACGUCGAGACGCUCCGCGUGCAAGUCCAUGCAAACUGCCGGCUCCGUAGGGUCUACUUCUCCGACCGCCUCUACUCGGAAGAGGAGCUGCCGGCCGAGUUCAAGCUCUACCUUCCAAUUCAGAAAUCAUAGGGCUCAGACCAAGAUGGAUGGUUGUGAGUCGUGACUUCCCUUGGAGCCCAGGCGACAUCGACGCAUUUCACCUCAGCGUCCAUCAGCGUGUAACUAUGCGUAAAGUAUCAGAAUGUUUAAUGGAUGUAUCUGGAUGUACGCUAAUUGUUGUAUGGAAGACCUGUGUAAAACUGUUGCUAAUUGAACCUCCACUGCUGCUGUA
This is a messenger RNA of Triticum dicoccoides, 1125 nucleotides long. RefSeq names its product cilia- and flagella-associated protein 20. The transcript is spliced from 6 exons. NCBI's taxonomy places the organism in Eukaryota, Viridiplantae, Streptophyta, Magnoliopsida, Poales, Poaceae. Bases 351 to 923 code for a protein of 190 amino acids. The record is from RefSeq and is a predicted model, not a curated record.